Phodopus roborovskii (desert hamster) is the source of this 1281-nucleotide messenger RNA. RefSeq names its product cyclin dependent kinase 1 (gene Cdk1). Gene Ontology annotation, cellular component: nucleus. The coding region runs from base 141 to 1034 and encodes 297 amino acids. Gene Ontology annotation, biological process: mitotic G2 DNA damage checkpoint signaling; protein phosphorylation; G2/M transition of mitotic cell cycle. Gene Ontology annotation, molecular function: ATP binding; cyclin-dependent protein serine/threonine kinase activity; RNA polymerase II CTD heptapeptide repeat kinase activity. The record is from RefSeq and is a predicted model, not a curated record. NCBI's taxonomy places the organism in Eukaryota, Metazoa, Chordata, Mammalia, Rodentia, Cricetidae. The transcript has 8 exons.
CGGGCGCUUUAUCGCGGUGAGUUUGAAACUGCUGGCACUCGGCCUCUGAGCUCCGGGAGUCGCUGUGUCCGCGCCGUCCGGAACUGCGGUGUGACGGCCGCGGGAACAAGAGAGGGUCUGUCAUAACCUGUUGGGUAACUAUGGAAGACUAUAUCAAAAUAGAGAAAAUUGGAGAAGGUACUUAUGGUGUGGUGUAUAAGGGUAGACACAGGACUACUGGCCAGAUAGUGGCCAUGAAGAAAAUCAGACUUGAAAGUGAGGAAGAAGGAGUGCCCAGUACUGCAAUCCGGGAAAUCUCUCUAUUAAAAGAACUUCGCCAUCCAAAUAUAGUCAGUCUUCAGGAUGUGCUCAUGCAGGAUUCCAGAUUGUAUCUAAUUUUUGAAUUCCUGUCCAUGGAUCUCAAGAAGUAUUUGGAUUCUAUCCCUCCUGGUCAAUUCAUGGAUUCUUCACUCGUUAAGAGUUACCUAUAUCAAAUCCUCCAGGGGAUUGUGUUUUGUCACUCCCGAAGAGUUCUUCAUAGAGACUUGAAACCUCAAAAUUUAUUGAUCGAUGACAAAGGAACAAUCAAACUGGCUGAUUUUGGCCUUGCCAGAGCUUUUGGGAUACCGAUUAGAGUGUAUACGCACGAGGUAGUGACCCUGUGGUACCGAUCUCCAGAAGUGUUGCUGGGAUCAGCUCGUUACUCCACCCCUGUUGACAUCUGGAGUAUAGGCACCAUAUUUGCAGAACUGGCAACCAAGAAGCCGCUUUUCCAUGGUGAUUCAGAGAUUGACCAGCUCUUCAGGAUUUUCAGAGCUCUGGGGACACCUAACAACGAAGUGUGGCCAGAAGUAGAGUCUCUGCAGGACUACAAGAACACGUUUCCCAAGUGGAAGCCGGGGAGUCUUGCAUCCCAUGUCAAGAACCUGGAUGAAAACGGCCUGGAUUUGCUCUCAAAAAUGCUAGUCUAUGAUCCUGCCAAACGAAUCUCUGGCAAAAUGGCCCUGAAGCACCCGUACUUUGAUGACUUGGACAAUCAGAUUAAGAAGAUGUAGCUUUCUGUGGAGUCCCUGCUUGCUGUGGCAGGGCCAGAUAGUAGCAUUUCCUGUUGGCUUUCUUCCUGUCUUGUAUAUUUUUCUGUGAAGUCCCUGCUUGCUGUGGCAGGGCCAGAUAGUGACAUUUCCUGUUGGCUCUCUUCCUGUCUUGUAUAUUUUUCUUAUGUUCGUUUGUAAACCAUCACCUGGACUUUUCUUAAUUUCAUACAUAUAACUUAAUUACCAUGUAAAUAUUAUUCCAUAUGAA